UUCAGAGCAAAAAUAGGCCGCAACCUUUAAUUUACAUGGCACCAUUAAUGAUGAUACGAGUACUAUUAUUGUUAUCAUUACUUUUCUGUUGCGAUCGCUCUGCAGCCCAGCCGCCGCCGCCGUCGUCAUCGGCUCCAAUAAUACCUUCAUGCAAUGUGAACUUUAUCAACGCCUCUUGCUAUAACGCCACCACGCACAAACCACUGUGCGUGGAGUCUCUGACCCCAUACGCCGACUACAUCGGCGGAAGCAAGCGGCGCAUCGCGCUGGUGGCGCUAUGCCUGAGCCGAGCCAAGGCUCGGGACGCCGCGAGCUUCGUCGUGGCGAAGCUGAAGGAGCCGAAAAGGAACUUGACGAGGAUGGAGUUCGGCGCUAUGAGGGACUGCCAAGAGGAAAUGAAGGGCUUGGAUGAGGAGCUGAGGCCGUCCAUCACGGAGCUCGGGCAGGCGAAGACGGGCAGCCCGGAUGCGUUCGCGGGGCACAUGGGGAACGUGCAGACGUGGGUCAGCGCGGCGUUGACCGAUAUUGACACGUGCUUUGAGGGGCUGCCCCGGGGAUCGGAGCUGAGGGGCGAGGUUGAAGGUGCGGUUUCGUGCGUUUAUGACCUGAUUAGCAACGCACUGGCCUUGAUCAAUGACUUUGCUGCUUCAAGAACUCAUGCAAAUUCCUGCAAAAAGCCACACCAUCUCCUUACCCAGCUUCCUCACCCUUAAGAUAACUCACCCCACCCCUGCAAAAACUGUCACAAAUUAAAUUUGUACUUGACAUGCAUGUAUUAUACCUUAGAAUCUGGAAAAUAUGUAUAUAUGUAUGCUUUAGGUAGACUUCUUUUUUUGUUUUAGGUCCGAUACAGAGUCGAUACAGUCACUUCAGUCAAAACUACAUAAUUUUCACCAGAACUUCAACCGAUUUCAGUGUUAUCGAACGGGCUCUUAAUGGAUCAAUAGUGAUGGAGUUUAAUUCCAACUACGAGAGCUAAUCUACGAGAGCAGAUGAAAUUUAGGCAGCAUAAGGCAGUAUUAUUAUUUCGGAUUUCGAAUCCUUUGUAGGAUGUGUACAUGAAGUAUUUAUAGACCUUAAGUUCUAGUAUUCUAAGAGGAAACUAAUAAAUUUAAUGUGUUUAAUCAUAAUAAGAGUCAUGUAACGUCUCG
Messenger RNA from Cuscuta europaea, 1151 nucleotides. The record is from the annotation of a GenBank genome assembly. NCBI's taxonomy places the organism in Eukaryota, Viridiplantae, Streptophyta, Magnoliopsida, Solanales, Convolvulaceae.